This is a messenger RNA of Dinoponera quadriceps, 3599 nucleotides long. RefSeq names its product peroxidasin-like. Gene Ontology annotation, biological process: response to oxidative stress. Gene Ontology annotation, molecular function: heme binding; peroxidase activity. Bases 586 to 2703 code for a protein of 705 amino acids. The transcript is spliced from 8 exons. The record is from RefSeq and is a predicted model, not a curated record. Lineage: Eukaryota; Metazoa; Arthropoda; Insecta; Hymenoptera; Formicidae.
GUGAAUCACAGAUGGUGUCAUCUCGAGGAAUCUUAAUCCGCGAACGACAUCGCGGUCGAGCCCGUGCGCGACAAUUAGCAUAGCGCAAUGGCGACGCGUGCCUACUGUUAUGCAAAGGAGCAACGCGAGCGGGCGAUAUCCACGCGUGCCGCGCGAUGCACGAAGGUGCGAACGGAGCGUCGGGCCUUGAAACCUUCGGCACCUACGGCCGCAAUUCCCAAUAACGUAGCCGAGGAAAGGCGAACCUUGGUCCCGUUAAUAACGCGCUGAUACGGCGCGCGCCGUGCCGAUGCACUUUUACCGUGUUAUACUUCGAUGCACCACCGUGCACAGCACCAUUGAUACCCCGCGAUUGCUGCGAUCCUGGUCGGGACCCCACUCCGAGGUAGACCGCGGACUCCCGAGUUUUACUUUCGUUCGUUCGAGCAUCGCACUCAGUUCAGGUUUACCGCUGCGCGUUCUCGCGCACAGCGCUGCCGCGCGGCUCUUGCGAAAUUCCACGGGGCAGAUGAAUAUCACCGCGUAUUAAGAUACAGGAGUGAUCCUUACGGUUGCGAGGAUAUCGCGCGCAUUAGCACGAGAAAGAUGUUGCUCCACGCUGGGAGCAUCGACGCCGGUGGCACGCUUGUCUUCGUAUCGCGAUUCCUCGCUCUAACGACACUCGCGGGCGCUACGACCUUGCCGGCCAGGAUGCUGCAGGAUCUCGGUAAGCGCACCAACGUCUCCAUGGAGCGGUACAGCCAGGCGGAACGGGCGAUCCUGAACUCCCGGACGCACCUGAAUCGCGGCUCGCCGUCCUGGUACCUCGGCGCCUCGCACGAGAUGACCGAGGGCGCGCAGAAUCUCUCGAGGCGGGCCCUGAGGAUCGAGACGAUGGCGAUGAUGCUCGUGGAGGCGCUCAACAUGUCGUCGAAGCAGGCGUCCUCGGUGCUGCCGACGGUGGCGGCCGUCCUGUGCCCCGACUCGCCCAGCUUCCUGCGGGUGAUGUCCGACUGCAAGAAGGCGGACGUCCGUUUCAGGACGCACACCGGUCGGUGCAACAACGCGCUGCACCCGACCUGGGGCGCCGCCCUGGAGUCUUACGUGAGAUACUUGCCGCCGGAGUACGAGGACGGCGUCUCCCUGCCCCGUACGAGGCUGCCGAGCGCGAGAGAAGUCUCCUCGAAGGUACAUUCCGGCGGAUUGGACCUUAAGCAUCCUUACUUGAUGGCGCUCACCGCGCUUUUCAGCCAGUUCCUCGCGCAUGAUCUCGCGCACACGCCCAGGAUGGAAUUGCCGGACGGCACCAGGCUCAAGUGCUGCGACGUCGACUACGAGAAUUUCCACCCCGAGUGCUUCCCGAUCCGCGCGGAGAACCCAGUCGGGUGCAUGGAGUACGCGCGCUCGGCGCCGCAUCCAGGGAAUUCAUUACAGGGUUGCAAGCUGGGCUCACGGCAGCAGAUCAACCAGGCGUCCUCCUACCUCGACCUGUCGCCGCUUUACGGCAGCUCCGAAGAGACAGCCAGCGCAUUGCGAUCGGGCAAAGGUGGUCUGUUGAAUACACAGCGGAAGAAUCUACCGAUGGCCUCGCCGAGAUACGAGAGCUGCAGGAGCGCGAGCAAGGCGUUCCCGUGUUUCCUCAGCGGCGACACCAGGGUGAACGAGAACCCGGGUCUCACGCUGAUGCACGUGUUGUUCUUGCGGGAGCACAAUCGAGUGGCCGGGGAAUUGGAACGGUUGAAUCCCCAUUGGGACGACGAGAGGCUCUAUCAGGAAGCGCGACGGAUCGUUAUCGCCGAGUUACAGCAUAUAACUUAUAAUGAGUUUCUGCCAGUCAUCCUCGGGGAGAACACCAUCGACAAGUUCGACCUGCGACUGACACCGCGGGGCUACUUCCGCGGCUACGACAGCCGCGUGGACGCGACGCUCGCGAAUUCGGCGGCGUCGGCCGGCCUCUUCUUCGUCGCCGCGCUGACCCCGAAAACCCUCGACCUCGUGGACUCGCGAUCGGCGCACAAGUCUGGCGAAAGGUCCUUACUGUCGGCCUUCUACGCGCCGCAGGAGCUCUACGAGGCUGGCGCGAUCGACCGGCUGAUCGUCGGAGCUACAGCGGGACAUUCUAGGAAGCCUCUGCCUCCGGGCUUGAACGAAAUACUCCUGGAACGAUACUUCCACGACGGGAAAACCAACGACGUAGCCGUGGACUACGCUGCGCAAAUUAUACAGCAAGGAAGGGAUCACGGUCUGCCGCCUUACGUCAGAUGGCGAGGCUUCUGUCAUCUGCCGGAUCUCACUGACUUUCAGGACCUCAAAGGCAUGGUGACCAAAGAUACUAUCGAGAAACUUCGAGCAGUCUACAAAAAUGUAGAGGACAUAGAUCUGGUGACUGGAGCACUUUCGGAAGCACCGGUACCCGACUCCGUUCUCGGACCGACGUUUCUUUGUUUGCUAGGCCGAACGUUUCGGAAUAUCCGUCUGGGCGAUAGGUAUUGGUACGAGAAUGGAAAUACCCCCGGUUCAUUAACGAUAAAGCAGCUGGAGGAGAUACGAAAGAGUACGAUGGCGCAAAUUUUAUGCCGCAACGGCGACAGACUACAGUGGAUGCAACCGCGAGCUUUCAUCCUGAAAGAUCCUUUUCUGAAUGAUAUGACAAAUUGCACGGUCUACAUAGCAGGAGCCAUGAAUUUCACAGCUUGGAGAGAAAGGACCGAAGACGCGGUUUAAUCGGACUCUCACGUCCAUUAUCGAACUUCGAUACUGUUCAUGUUAAACGAUAUUGUUCCUGACCAUAUUAGGGAUCGCAUGUUCGGUUGAAAUCGGUGAGACACCCUGUUUUUCUCGCGUGCCAGUUUCAAAAUCGCGUGAAUAAAAAAAUAUUACAGACGCUAUCGUUGAGUCGAAUUAACUCACAGUUGAUACAACUUAUCUGUAGCGACUAAUUCGACAGACUUGCAAUCGUGAUUUCACUUCGAAUAUGAGCCAGGUCGAAGUCGAUCGAAUGAAACUCUCCUAAGAAAAAGUUCACAACAAACGAAAGUUACAAAAGUAAAAUAUUUUUUUAAUAAUCGAUUCAUCGUUGAAUGACAUUCCUUUUUGUAAUUGAGAUUGUAACGUGCGUCGAUAGUUUUAAUACCUCAUUGUAACGAAAGAAGAACUGUUCAUAAUGAUCUCCAUCUCAUUUCUAAUUACGCACAUUUGUUAAUACACAUUUUGUUGUACUACUCGUUGUAAUUUUAUUGCAAGCUACCAUCGUUAUUAUAGUUUCGAGUUAUUUAAUCUUUAAGACUACGAGUACGUUUUUCAAGUGCGUUUGCAUCACCGACAUUCAAUGUAAUGCACUGCUAAAAAGAGCAUGACGCAGUUCAAAUUUGAAAAUUCCAAUCGAAUAAAAUGUAGGAACGCGUGCGUGCACGCAAUGUUCUAACGGUGAAUAAUACACGAUGGAACGACACACGAGUGUCGAUGGAGUAAUACACCGAAUAAUGAUGUAUAUAAUACGCACGCAAAUAGCUCGAUCGUUGGAAUCGAGCACUUUCGGUAGCAUACGUCGUCUUAUUAUUUUUCAUUUUUUUGUAGAUCCGGUCUCAGGACUCUAACUUAUUUUAAUUUUGAUGUGUAUU